AUGUGCCCUCCACUCCGCGUCGCCGUCAAUUUCCUCGACGUGCUCAGCGCUGCCCCCAUUCAUGCCCAUCGUUUACGGCCGUCUCUCUUGGUAACCCGUGGUGGUCGUCGCCGCUCUGCGGCUGCCCGUUCUGCGUCCACUGCCACCACAUCUUCCGGACAGUCUACGCCGCCCUCGCCAACAUCGCUCACGGAGUCUCCGACCAACCUCGACCCUUCUGCUGCACCGGAGCCUUCUGCGCCACGUCCAAACACGUUACCCACUCAGAUCCAGAUAGAGCAACAACGAUUGCGCUCGCGGGGCGGGCAGAAUCUCACAGCGCGAUGGAAGCGACUAGAACGCUCUCUGCGAGGGAAGGGCGGGUACGAGGCACGCAGGGACACUUUGAUUGAGCAAGCGGACCAUGCCUCUGCUGACGCGGAGAUGAGCACAUUAUCCACGAAUGCACCGCGGACUCGGACGUUCUAUGGUCUGGCGUUGCCCGAGAGGCCCAAGGAACCCCAGUCAGACGAAUGCUGUAUGUCCGGUUGUGCUGUCUGCGUAUACGACUUGUACGCUGCUGCCCUCGAGGAUUAUAAACAUGCAUUGGACGCCCUUCAUUCCGCAUUGCAAGCACGCGGAGUGCCAGAGCGCGAAUGGCCGGUUGAGGUUGCAAGGAAGGACGUCGCGGAGGAGAAGACACCCAAGUCAUCCCAUAAUGUCGCUCUCAGCGCCUUCGAGGAGCUUGAGCGAUCUCUGCGCGCGAAGAGGGAGCGUGAAGCAGCAGAGAGUCCCGAUGUGUCCGAUGGUGUUCGACGCGAACGUAGGAAGCGGAGACGGACAUUGCCUACCGCUGCUGCACUAUAUGAAGGGCUGCGAUGGAUCGUAUUCAGUCAACGAUAG
Molecule: messenger RNA, 882 nt
Organism: Rhodofomes roseus
Lineage: Eukaryota; Fungi; Basidiomycota; Agaricomycetes; Polyporales; Fomitopsidaceae
Product: oxidoreductase-like protein
Exons: 3
Coding region: 1-882 (293 amino acids)
Cellular component (GO): mitochondrion
Source: RefSeq, a predicted model, not a curated record